This is a messenger RNA of Chenopodium quinoa (quinoa), 1477 nucleotides long. RefSeq lists its product as uncharacterized. Bases 16 to 1257 code for a protein of 413 amino acids. The transcript is spliced from 2 exons. The record is from RefSeq and is a predicted model, not a curated record. NCBI's taxonomy places the organism in Eukaryota, Viridiplantae, Streptophyta, Magnoliopsida, Caryophyllales, Amaranthaceae.
CAUACCUUCAUCACCAUGGGGGGAACUUCAGUCAAGUUAUCUAUUCUGGUUGUUAUCCUUGUGAUUUUCGCGUCUUCUCUGUCUCCAUAUACAGCAGAAGCAAGGCGUAAGCACAUUAAGCACCGUCGUAAUUGCCACCCUCCUGUGAGGCCUUCCCCUGAGACAUCGUCACCAGCACCAGCACCAGCAUCAGAACCUACUGAUGGUAUACCACCAUACCAAAUCCAUGAUUGUGGCUCCGAAUGUAGGGACUUCAAUGACUGUCAAUGGCCCUGCACAGUCUGUUGUGCAAACCAUACCUGCUGUUAUGAUGAGCAGCCCUACAUUAUUUCAGAUCCAUUCCCGACACUUGCUCCAUCACCAAGCGUGGGAGAACCAGUAUCUGCUCCAACAGCGGCACCUGCUGAUGGCGUAGAAAUACCACCAUACCAAUUUCACAGGUGUGGCCAACAGUGCAGCGACUCCUACGAGUGUGACUGGCCUUGCACAACCUGCUGUGCAAACCACACAUGUUGUAACGACGAGUCCUUUAUACCAUUAUUACCAUCACCUGCUCCCGCUCCAGUGAUAUGGACUCCAUUAGUAGAAGAACCAGCACCAGCACCAGCACCUAGUGAUGGAUUCGAUGCACCACCGUACCAAAUCCAUGGUUGUGGCCACAAUUGCACUGACUCCAAUGACUGUGAUUGGCCUUGCACAAUCUGCUGUGCAAACCAAACAUGUUGUAACGAUGAGUCCUUCUUUAUACCAACAUUAUCAUCACCUGCACCUGCUCAACAGACUUUUAUUCCGUUACCAAGUGUAGAAGCACCAGCACCAGCAUCACCACCUAGUGACGGUUUCGAUGAUGUACUACCAUACCAAAUUCGUGGUUGUGGCUACAGUUGCAGCGACUCCAGUGAGUGUAAUGGGCUUUGCACAACGUGUUGUGCAAACCAAAGGUGUUGUAAUGACGAAUCCUUCUAUAUGCCACCAAUUACAUUAUCUGAUCCAUUACCGUUCCCUCCUUUCUCACCAUCACAACCCCCAUCUCUGCCUCCAUCUACUGGUGACGAAGCAGAUAAUGAUUUUAUAGCACCAACACCCAAUUACUAUGAUGUAGAGGUUCCAGCAACUCUUCCACCACAAGAAUAUGAAUUUCUGCAUCAUCAAGUAUAUGGUUGUGGCUAUGGCCCCUGCACGAACUCCAGCAAUUGCGCUUGGCCUUGUACAACUUGUUGCCCCGAUCACACCUGUUGUCAGGAAGACAUGUUUUGAUAAAACCUCAAACACACAAAUACUAAGGAUGAUUUAACUACAAAAAAUGUUAAACCUGCUGUUGUGAUAUACUGCUAGCGUGUAAACAAACUUCUUAUAAUACUACCCAUCAUUUUUCAGUUGCCAUGUCUGGUGAUUGGAUUUUUAUACUAUUGCUUCUGUAUCGUACAAUAUUACAUAUGUGAGCAAGAUCAAUAAAGAUUUUAUAAGAUUAAUCAUA